Molecule: messenger RNA, 642 nt
Organism: Acanthosepion pharaonis
Lineage: Eukaryota; Metazoa; Mollusca; Cephalopoda; Sepiida; Sepiidae
Source: the annotation of a GenBank genome assembly
AUGGAUCGAAAUGGCUAUUUUUCUAAUCGUCUGCACCAUCUCUAUAACGAUUUCGCCACCUCCUUUACCACAACAUAUUCUUCCUGCCUCCCGCCUCUUCAUAUUUCUGUAACCUUCUCCUCAUUACCGUUCCCCUCUUUCUUACUGUUCUUUCAUUUUCUUUCUUUUUCUCCCGUUCUUCUCUCUAUUUCUUUGAUUCUCUUUUUUUUUUCUAUCUUACUCGAUUUUCACUCACCUCCUCGUUUUUCUUUUUUUUAUUUUCCUGUGUAUUUCUCUUUUUCUGUAAUUAAGACAUCUUUUUGCAUUUCUGUUAGUAUUUUAUUUACAGCACCUUCUUAUUUCACACUUCUUUCUUUCUUUGCAACUACUUUUUCUCUCUUAAAUACUUUAGUUUCUUUUUCUUUCUUAGAUUUUACUUUCUGUCUUUCUUUCAACAUGUUUCCUACUCGCUUCUCAUUCCCUUUCUUUCUAUUUUAUAUUCUUUUAGUCCUUUUCUUUCUUACUUGCUUGCUUUCUUUGCGACUACUUUUUCUCGCUCAAAUACUUCAAUUAAUUUUUCAGUCUUAUUCGUUCUUUCCGUUUUUUUCUUUUAUUUUUUUUAGUUCUUUCUUUCUUUCUUUUGAACUACAUUUUUCUCUUUAA